AUGUCGGCCCGUUCGCUUCCAUCCAGCACACUUUUCCGCGCCCUUUCGGCCAGGAACGCCACAUCCAGCAGCUUGAGGGCUUCCGCAGCUUCUCUCAACAUUCGCGCAUUCUCUUCAUCUGUCGCCAAGUCCACAGGCCGUCCCGAUAUCCAGGGAGAUGGUAAGGGUGACCGCGUCAAUCCUGUCAGUCCUUUCUCCGAACCCGCCGGAAUCAACCCAGUAGACAAGUACAAGGACAUUGCCGGUCCCUUGCACGACUUUGGCAGCUAUAUCACUUCUUGCCUUCCCAAAUUCAUUCAGCAGUUCAGCGUCGUCAAGGAUGAGCUCACACUCUACGUUGCGCCAGACGCCAUCAUCCCUACAUUGACCUUCCUUCGCGACCACACUCAGACUCAGUUCCGCGCAUGCAUGGACAUCAGCGGUGCCGACUACCCUACCCGCUCGCAACGUUUCGAGGUCGUCUACCACCUUCUCUCUGUUCAGUACAACGCACGUAUCCGUGUCAAAACCUACGCCGAUGAGGUCCACCCCGUUCCUUCCGCCACCUCCGUCUUCCGAUCUGCCGAUUGGUACGAGCGUGAGAUCUGGGACAUGUACGGUGUCUUCUUCAUCGGUCACCCUGACUUGCGACGUAUCUUGACCGAUUACGGUUUCGAAGGCCACCCUCUCCGAAAGGAUUUCCCUCUCACAGGUUACACAGAGGUUCGAUACGACGAGGAGAAGAAGCGUGUUGUUUCGGAGCCAUUGCAGCUUACACAGGUAUUUAGGAACUUUGAAGCUAACAGCCCAUGGGAGCAGGUUGGUGAGGGUGAGAGCUACAAGCCCAACGCGUUCAAGCUCACUCCACCUAAGCCAAAAGAGGACCCCAAGGACAAGAAGUAA
Messenger RNA from Ustilago hordei, 882 nucleotides. RefSeq names its product putative NADH-ubiquinone oxidoreductase 30.4 kDa subunit, mitochondrial precursor. The record is from RefSeq and is a predicted model, not a curated record. Gene Ontology annotation, molecular function: NADH dehydrogenase (ubiquinone) activity. NCBI's taxonomy places the organism in Eukaryota, Fungi, Basidiomycota, Ustilaginomycetes, Ustilaginales, Ustilaginaceae. The coding region runs from base 1 to 882 and encodes 293 amino acids. The transcript is spliced from 2 exons.